Messenger RNA from Anopheles coluzzii, 2111 nucleotides. RefSeq names its product ionotropic receptor 21a-like. The coding region runs from base 117 to 1445 and encodes 442 amino acids. Lineage: Eukaryota; Metazoa; Arthropoda; Insecta; Diptera; Culicidae. The transcript is spliced from 3 exons. The record is from RefSeq and is a predicted model, not a curated record.
UGAUCCUUAAGUAUUACUCGCAAUACUACAGCUUCUGCACGGUUGGAAAUGAUUUUCUCCAAGAUGUACCAUUGAGCAGGAUUGUGCUGUCGCUAUACGAUCAAUUGAACACCAGUAUGCUCCACGCAAUCGACAACGGCUGCCAAGCGUUCGUGGUUGAUGAACAGGGUGCUGAACGUUUUCUCGAUCUUUACCUGCCUGUGCACGAUUUGGCCCGCCAGCGAUCGUUGGACAAAAGCUUGAUCCUCCUGAUAGCGAAGCGAAACCAAACGCACUUAUUCGAUCGUAUGCGAGUGCACGAAGCAUUUCGCGGUAAGGGGUGUUACGUGAUUUUGAACCAUUCGGACUGUGCGAUAACAACUAUUGACGUUUUUCUCGCCCAUGCAGAAUUGGCGAACGUCCUGAUCGUAGUGUACGAUGAGCAGGAACGGCCUACUAAUAUUUACAACACCGUCGUCGAUAUGUCACAUAUACUUGAGCGAAGCGUGAACGUUGCUAUGGAGCUAGUCGCGGUAAAAUGGACCAGUUGGAAGAAUCACUCUUUUUUCCCAGACAAAGCCAGAGAUCUGAAUGGUUACGUGUUGCGAACGUCCAUGUGCAACUAUUUGCCGUUUACGGGCUAUGAGCGAUUGGACCAAGAAACUGGCAAUGCCUUCGAUUCCGCGAAAGGCAAGCGAUCGAUAUGGUUGGAUGGCACAGAACUACAGCUCCUAGUUUCGUACUGUGAGCGUCGUAAUUGCAACAUUAUGGUGUUCCCAGAGGAUGAAGACGAGUGGGGCGAUGUGUACCCGAACGGUACCGGAAUUGGGCUGAUGGGCAGUGUGGCCGAACGACGCACAGACAUUGCCUUUGGAGCAUUCUACCUUUGGUUCAAGCCGUACAACUUCUCCUCCUAUACCGCCACCAUCAGCCGAUCUGGAGUGACCGUGCUCGUGCCGAAACCGAAGCUGCUACCGCACUGGCGUACCCCGUUUCUUUCCUUCUCAUGGCCACUAUGGAUUGCCGUGAUGGUCACAUUUCUUGUCGGGUUUAUAGCUACUUGGUUGGCGGGUACGGUGCGUCUUCGAUUGUUGCUACUGUCCGCUCCAACCGAUCAGCCGUGGACUGGUCGAUCAGAUCUGAUUUCUGAGCAGCAUACGCUGAGCGAUGCCGUGCUUAUGAUGGUUGGCUUCUUCGUAGCACAAUCAUCGCCCAUUCGAUCUGACCUAUGGUCGUGCGUGUGCCUGUUUGCCUCGUUGUUGCUGGCCGGAUUUAUGGUAAGCAAUUUGUACAGUGGCGGACUUGCCAGCGUCAUGACGGUUCCGAAGUACGAAAAAUCGAUCGAUACUGUCGUUGACUUUGCGGCGACUGGCAUGAAAUGGUUCGGUCCUACGCCGUACUGUUUGGAGGAGAUUAGGAACGCCUCUAAGGUAAGAUCAAAUCUCGUCCUGAAGUUGUUAGAAUAGUUUCCUUGCGGUACAGUUUCUUUUUAAUGACAGAUCGAUCAUCCAAACAGCCUCAUUUACAACAAAUUCAAAAGACCUUUAGAUCAGUCGGACCAGAAGAGAUGAAACAAUCAAUCAGCACGGUAAUUUUGCACCAAGUAACUUUCUUGAUCGGCAAGUUUCGACAACCUUGCAGCCGCUGAAGGACUACGUCUACACGCAGAACUGUGCGGCACUGAUAACCAACACUAAUCCGUUGCGGUCCAAUCUGAACGAGUACAUCCUGCGGGUUCAGCAGUCGGGUCUGCUAUACCAUCUCGGUAUCCGAACCGCCAUUCGAUACCUGCCAACGGACGUGAUGCGAAACAUCGAGCGUUCGCGGAUGCAUCAGAUCGACGACGGUGCGGUUAGGUUGGAAUUGGGGCACUUUUUGGGUGCAUUUUUCAUACUGGGCUAUGGGUUGUUGUGCGCUAGUCUCGUGUUUGUGGGAGAACUCUGGGGCACAGUGAUGAUGCGACGAUGGAAUGAGACUGUUGUAAGCAAGGCGACCGUCGUUACUGCCUACUGAACCCUCGCAGAGCAACUUUUCGGUUGAGCGUAGCUCUUGGUACACCAGGAUUUGUUAUAUUAGGUGGUGAAGUAUCGAAAGAAAGCGUAAAAACACAUUUGGGAAUACUCACGUGUACU